AUGGCGUCCUCCAUUGCAAUGCGACAGGUUGGACGGAUAGCACGCUACACCAUUUUUCAGCCUCAGCUCUGUGUCCCCAGAAGAGCACUCUCCUCCCCCGCAGAGAACAGCCCCCUGAACCAAGGACCCAGCGCGGAGCUCUCUCUGCGUGGUUUACUAGACAUGGGCUUUACGGACACUCAAGCAGAACACAUUUACGAGACUGUUUACAAAAGCAGAGGAGGGAACACAGCCAAAAACACUUUAUGCACUUUGUCAACUCUGAUUGUCCUGGGCCUUAACCCCUCAAGCGUCCUGAAGCUGCUAGAAAAAUGCCCUGAGUUGUACACAGUCAAGGAAGCACGUCUGCAGCAGCGCAUUGCAAACCUGAGAAAACUAGGCCUUCUCGAAGGCAGUCUUCAGAGAGUUGUGGCUCAUCACCCUCAGAUCCUGAUCAUAAAGAGGAAGGUGAUCAACAAUGCGGUGAUGUUUCUGAAAGAGAAGUGUCUGUUUACAUCACAGCAAGUCACAGAUAUUCUCAGAGACAGUCCAGCCAUUAUACAAGAAGACUUGGCUCAGAUUCAGUUCAAGUUUCAGUACGUUUAUUUUCGAAUGGGCGUCAAACAGGCUGAGAUGGUGAAGUCCAGGCUGUUCCGCUUUUCCUUGGAUGAAGUGCGAAAUCGUCACUGUUUUUUGGAGCGUAGAGGACUUUAUGAAACUCCUGACAAAAAGGGACAGACCACCAUUAUCAAUCCCAAACUCAGCAACAUCCUUAAUGUGGAUCAGGACAUGUUUGUUACACAAGUGGCUAAAGCUUCAGUUGAGGAGUUUGAAGUUUUUCAGAGACUGAUGGCAAGAGAAUAUGAGGAGGAAGAUCACUGGGGAGACUUAGAAAAUAUCAAGCAAAUUGCGCCACCACCGAAAAAACUCCGGAUUGAUACAGCAUAG
Messenger RNA from Knipowitschia caucasica, 927 nucleotides. NCBI's taxonomy places the organism in Eukaryota, Metazoa, Chordata, Actinopteri, Gobiiformes, Gobiidae. The record is from the annotation of a GenBank genome assembly.